AUGGCAAAGUCAUCACCUCUCGCAGAUCAGAUUGUGCUGGUCACUGGCGCCAGCCGAGGAUUAGGGUGGGCCAUCCUGAAAGCUUUCAUUGGCAACGGAGCACGCGUCGUGCUCAAUUACAGGUCAACACCUGCAGAUCAGCUUCACAAUACGAUCUCCAGUGAGUAUCGUGACGACGAAGACACUCGGUCUAGAAUUUUUCCGUGUCAAGGGGACAUCACGGAUCCCGCCCAAUGCAGAGCGAUCUUCUCCGCCGCCGAGCAGCACUUUGGAUCGCCCAUAACCACGGUCGUGAACAACGCCAUGGCCGGCAAAUUCAAAUUCAAUGGCGACGCAAGACCGAAAAUUCACGAGCUAGAAUGGGAGCAGAUCGAUACCCAACUGCAAGGAUUCUUGAGAGGUACACUCAACACUACCAAGGCAGCUCUCCCGGGCUUUGAAGGGACUGGCUUCGGCCGCAUCGUCAACAUUGGCACCAAUCUGCUGUCCAAUCCUGUUGUUCCAUACCACGAUUAUGUGGCUGCCAAAGGUUCGUUGCUGGCAUUCACUCGCACGAGUGCUGCAGAGCUUGGCGAGAAGAACGUCACUGUCAACAUGGUCUCCGGAGGCCUCCUACGUGUCACCGAGGCCAGUGAGUCUACGCCAGAUGAUGUCUUCAAGCUCAUCGAGGGAGUCACGCCACUGAAGAGAGUGAUCACACCUGAGGAAGUUGCAGACGUUGUCUUGUUCUUCGCCAGUCCUUGGAGUCGUGCCGUGACUGGCCAAGAUAUUCAGGUGGAUGGGGGCUUGGUCAUGCGAUGA
Cyphellophora europaea CBS 101466 is the source of this 801-nucleotide messenger RNA. RefSeq lists its product as uncharacterized. The record is from RefSeq and is a predicted model, not a curated record. Bases 1 to 801 code for a protein of 266 amino acids. The transcript has a single exon. NCBI's taxonomy places the organism in Eukaryota, Fungi, Ascomycota, Eurotiomycetes, Chaetothyriales, Cyphellophoraceae.